AUGGGUUUGGUCAACAUAAUCAGCAUUGUUUGCAUCUUAACCCUUCUCACUUCAAGCCAAGCCAGAAUACCCGGUGUCUAUAGUGGCGGAGCAUGGCAAAACGCUCAUGCCACUUUCUACGGUGGCAGCGACGCCUCUGGAACAAUGGGAGGAGCAUGUGGGUAUGGAAACUUGUACAGCCAAGGGUACGGCGUGAACACAGCAGCGCUUAGCACUGCACUGUUCAACAAUGGGUUAAGCUGCGGAGCAUGCUUUGAGAUCAAAUGCGCCGAUGACCCUAAUUGGUGCCACGCCGGAAGCCCUUCCAUUCUCGUCACAGCCACCAACUUUUGCCCUCCAAAUUACGCUCUUCCCAGCGACAAUGGUGGCUGGUGCAACCCUCCUAGGCCUCACUUCGACCUCGCCAUGCCCAUGUUUCUUAAAAUCGCCGAAUACCGCGCCGGCAUUGUCCCCGUCUCUUACCGCCGAGUGCCCUGCAGGAAACAGGGAGGGAUCAGGUUCACAAUAAACGGCUUUCGCUACUUUAACUUGGUUUUGAUCACCAACGUUGCGGGUGCUGGGGAUGUCGUGUGGACGAGCGUGAAAGGGUCAAGGACUGGGUGGAUGAGCAUGAGCCGCAACUGGGGUCAGAACUGGCAGUCAAACGCUGUUCUGGUUGGUCAGUCACUGUCCUUCAGGGUCACAGCCAGUGACCGGCGCACCUCCACCUCUUUGAAUAUUGUGCCCUCUAAUUGGCAAUUUGGUCAAACCUUCACCGGCAAGAAUUUCAGGGUCUAGUAGUGAUGAUAGUUACUAGUGAAACCUUUUUUCACUUUUUUUUUUUUUUUUGUCUUAAGUUU
This is a messenger RNA of Gastrolobium bilobum, 839 nucleotides long. Its product is annotated as expansin-A4. Gene Ontology annotation, biological process: plant-type cell wall organization. The coding region runs from base 1 to 777 and encodes 258 amino acids. The transcript is spliced from 3 exons. Gene Ontology annotation, cellular component: extracellular region. NCBI's taxonomy places the organism in Eukaryota, Viridiplantae, Streptophyta, Magnoliopsida, Fabales, Fabaceae. The record is from RefSeq and is a predicted model, not a curated record.